Molecule: messenger RNA, 1437 nt
Organism: Punica granatum (pomegranate)
Lineage: Eukaryota; Viridiplantae; Streptophyta; Magnoliopsida; Myrtales; Lythraceae
Source: RefSeq, a predicted model, not a curated record
UCCUCUUCUCGAUGUUUCGCCGAUAAUGGAAGCUUGAGACGAGGAGGAGACUCACUGCCACCAUCGUCGUCUCUCCGCUUCUCCUUUCCCCUCUCAGGAUUCAUUCAGCCACUUCCGCUCUGCAGCUGCCGGCACUGAUCGAGUCGGAGAAGUUGAACCGAGACAGGCAGGCAAAGAGGAUGUUCUACCGCGGAGCGAAUGUGCUGAUGGAAUCUAGACCGGACUGAGCUCAAUUGCAUGUUUCUCGACCAAAUCCUUGCAUCAUUUGAACUACGGUAGGAUGGCCGAGCUGGACGGGCGCGAGACUGGCCCGAAACGGCAGCGUUUCGAUCAGGGAUCUUCUUUCUACGGGCCAUCUCCAGGUUCAAGCUUCAUGUACAAUCCUUCACCUUAUGGGUACGUGGAGCAGCAGCCUCCUCCACCUUUCCCUGUUGUUCGGCUCCGAGGCCUUCCUUUCGACUGCACGGAGGCUGAUGUUGCUGAAUUCUUCCAUGGGUUGGACAUAGUGGAUGUUCUCUUUGUCCGCAAGGAUGGGAAGUUUAGUGGAGAAGCCUUCUGUGUGUUAGGAUACCCUCUGCAGGUCGAUUUCGCCCUCCAGAAGAACAGGUUUAGCAUGGGAAGGAGGUAUGUGGAGGUCUUUAGGAGUCGGAGGCAGGACUAUUACAAGGCAAUCGCCAAUGAGGUCUCAGAAAACCGUGGUGGAGCAUCUCCUCACAGGAGGGCACCACGGGCAAGGUCCCACGAUGAGGAGAAGGACUCAGUCGAACACACAGGGAUACUGAGACUGAGAGGAUUGCCUUACUCCGCUAGCAAGGAUGACAUUCUCGAAUUCUUUAGGGAUUUCAAUCUAUCCGAGGAUUCGGUGCAUAUCGUCUUCAACUCCGAAGGAAGGCCUUCAGGGGAAGCUUACGUGGAGUUUGCAAAUACAGAGGAUUCCAAGGCGGCGAUGACUAAAGAUAGGAUGACCCUUGGAAGUCGGUAUAUUGAACUGUUCGUCUCCUCCCAUGAAGAGUUGGAUGAAGCGAUCUCGAGGGGAAGAUGACUAUCUUGUAGCGUGUUUUAGCCUCAAAUCCUUGUUCUGAAUUUAAAAAGCUGACUGUUCUGCUCUGUAGUGAAUUUGAAUUUUCUUCGGCGUGCCUCCGUUUGAGCCAAAACUGGGGCUCUGUUUUUAUAGGCUGAGAUACUCCUUGGAGGAUCAGUAGUAUCUUAUGUUUAUCCAUACUGUAAUAGAAUAGUAUUAUAGUCAUUUGGCCGAAGUACGAUUUUUCGGACUAUGAAACAGAUGAACAGGCCUAAUAUUCGAUUCCUUUGGAAGGUGAGGGGCUCGGGCUGCAGCUGUACAUUCUGCACCUUCUAGUUCGCUGCAUCCACCACAUCACCUGUAAAACUUAUUUUGUUUGUGCAUCCAAGAAACCAGAAGCAAUGGUUUUGAUGGUU